This is a messenger RNA of Meloidogyne enterolobii, 385 nucleotides long. NCBI's taxonomy places the organism in Eukaryota, Metazoa, Nematoda, Chromadorea, Rhabditida, Meloidogynidae. The record is from the annotation of a GenBank genome assembly.
UCCUUUUGUUUGUUUGGGGGAGGGGAUGGGGAGGGGGGAGGGGAAUAUUAAAAAAAGAGAAGAAUUCAGUUAACGAGAAAAUUAAAAAGGAAAUGGGCAAUUAUUGUUUAAUAUUAUUUUUAUGCUUUUCUAAAACAUUGCUGAAGGCCGUUGCACAUAAAACAAUGACAAUGAGAAGCAAAAGAGCGUUGAAAGGCUUAAAGCAAAGAAAUUGUGUGUGUAUAUUAGAAAACAAUAGAAAAAAUAAUUAUUUAUUUAGUUUUUAUUAAAUAAAUUUUGUAAAAUUUUUUUUGUUAAUUUUGUUAAGAAAGGCAAGGAAAGAAAGGAAGAUAUUUUUUGUAUGAAGAUGUAUAUGGGGAUAUCCAUGAGUUUGUAUAAUUUUAGU